This is a messenger RNA of Funneliformis mosseae, 1434 nucleotides long. The record is from the annotation of a GenBank genome assembly. Lineage: Eukaryota; Fungi; Glomeromycota; Glomeromycetes; Glomerales; Glomeraceae.
AUGUUCGUGUUGAACAAAGAAUGUCGUAUUUGUUACGAAUCACUUCCAAGGUCUGCUUUUCGUGAAAUCACAGUAAAUUGUGAUCAUGGAUUAUUUAUUUGUAAACCUUGUGUUAGUAAACAUAUUUCAGCUCAACUGGAUAGUAAAGGUGAUGUAGAUAUUAAUUGUCCGUUUGAAAAUUGUGAGGAAAAAUUGGAAUAUCAUGAUGUAAAAAAACAAGCCAGUCAAGAAGUAUUUGAUAGAUAUGAUACCUUAACACUUCUCCAAGCUUUGAGGCAAAUGCCAGAAUUUAGAUGGUGUAAAAAUUCCGGAUGUGGUUCUGGUCAGAUUCAUUUCCAAGAAGACGAUGCUCCUAUAAUGACUUGUGAAGCUUGUGGUGAAAAAUCCUGUUAUACCCAUGAUGUUCCUUGGCAUCAAGAUUUAACUUGUGACGAGUAUGAUGUUAAUAGAAGGGGUGAAGAUGAGGCCACUCAGGAUUUACUCGAUAGAGAAACCAAACCAUGUCCCAAAUGUGGUGUAAGAAUCAUCAAAUAUGAGGGUUGUAAUCACAUGACUUGUAGAAUCGGUAGUUGUAAAUAUGAAUUUUGUGUUCGGCUGAUUUUAAUGAGAUUAGGAAAAAUGGAAAUACGUCUCAUAAAUCAACCUGUCAAAUUUACUGAUUUCACGUCGACUCCUACUCAAAUAAAUUCAAAUUAUCGUCGUUCUCAAUCUAAUAGUUUAAUUUCAGAUUUUUCAUCAUCUUCCAGAGACAGAAACAUACAUAACUCAUCCAAAAUGAAAAAAGAAUGUCAAAUAUGUUUUGAUUCACACCCUAAAUCUUAUUUUCUUUUAAUCACUGAACGUUGUAAUCAUGAAAUUAAUAUUUGUAAAUUAUGCGUUAGCAAUCAUAUUUCAGCUCAAUUAAGUAGUAAAGGUGAUGUGGAAAUUAAUUGUCCAUCCGAUAAAUGUUAUCAAAAAUUGCAACAUGAUGAUGUAAAAAGACUUGCCAGUACGGAAGUAUUCGAUAGAUAUGAUCUUUUAUCACUUCGCCUUGCUUUAAGCAAAAUGCCAGAAUUUAGAUGGUGUAAAAAUUCCGGAUGUGGUUCCGGUCAGAUUCACUUUGAAGGAGAUGAUGCUCCUAUAAUGACUUGUGAAACUUGUGGUGAAAAAUCCUGUUACACCCAUGAUGUUCCUUGGCAUACAAACUUUACUUGUGAUGAGUAUGAUGUUAACAGAAGAGGUGAUGAUGAGGCUACUCAAGAUUUACUCAAUAGAGAAACCAAACCGUGUCCCAAAUGUGGCGUAAGAAUCAUUAAAAAUGGAGGUUGUAAUCACAUGACAUGUAAAGUCAAGGCUUGUAAACAUGAAUUCUGUUGGUUAUGUUUAGCGGAUUUUAAUAAGAUUAGGAGAAACGGAAAUUCGGCUCAUAAGAGAUCUUGUCAAUUGUAUGCGUGA